UUUUUUAGGCAAAACAAAAAUUGACGAAUUUUUUGUUUAUUUUUCUUUAAUUUUUCCAACAUUUUCACACAUUUCCAGCCACAAAAUCAUGAAAAUUUCAACGACAACCUGUGCCUUACCGAUGCUCGCGAUACUCUUCGCCGUCUUCAGCACAAGUCUCGCCAUCCGAUGUUAUCAGUGCUCCUCGGCGACAGACAUGAAGGGCGUCGACAGCUGCGGCGCGUACAAAGCCUUUAAUCGCUCGCAACACAUCGCCAUCGAAUGCAACAGCGACGAAUCGCACAUGCCCGGAUCGUUUUGCAUGAAAGUCGUUAAUCAGAGUCCUCGAGGAUUCAUUUGGGACGGAAGAUGGCGUCAAGUAAUCCGUCGAUGUGCAUCGGUAGCUGAAACAGGUGUCACGGGAGUGUGUAAUUGGGGCGUUUACGAGAACGGCGUUUAUUGGGAGGAAUGUUAUUGUGCCGAAGAUCAAUGUAACAAAGCCUCGUCGAUGAUUGUGACGCCUCUGAUGUUCUUAUCUGUCGUAAUUUAUGCGAUUCUGCGUUGAUUUUUACAAAAAAUAAGCAAAAAAAAAUCUCAAAUUGUUACAAAUUCCGUCCAUUUUUAGGGUUAGAAGACAAGAAAACGAAUAAAAUUUCGAUAUUUUUUAA
Culicoides brevitarsis is the source of this 647-nucleotide messenger RNA. RefSeq lists its product as uncharacterized. The record is from RefSeq and is a predicted model, not a curated record. Bases 89 to 544 code for a protein of 151 amino acids. Lineage: Eukaryota; Metazoa; Arthropoda; Insecta; Diptera; Ceratopogonidae. Gene Ontology annotation, biological process: regulation of synaptic transmission, cholinergic; sleep; positive regulation of voltage-gated potassium channel activity. The transcript has 3 exons.